Leptomonas pyrrhocoris is the source of this 2916-nucleotide messenger RNA. Its product is annotated as putative mitochondrial dolichyl-P-Man:GDP-Man5GlcNAc2-PP-dolichyl alpha-1,2-mannosyltransferase. Gene Ontology annotation, molecular function: alpha-1,2-mannosyltransferase activity. Bases 568 to 2916 code for a protein of 782 amino acids. Lineage: Eukaryota; Euglenozoa; Kinetoplastea; Trypanosomatida; Trypanosomatidae. The record is from RefSeq and is a predicted model, not a curated record. Gene Ontology annotation, biological process: protein N-linked glycosylation. The transcript has a single exon. Gene Ontology annotation, cellular component: endoplasmic reticulum membrane.
GCGCACCACUUCAGUUUGAAAGCGAAAAGACCUAAAUUAAACUAGAACUAUAAGAGUCACUCGCGCAGCAACAAGCGUGUAUAUGCGUGUGUGCCUUUCUCGGGGCGAGAGGAUGAAUUGUUGUCUUGAAUCCGCACGCGUUAGUGCUUAUUUUUAAUGUUUCUGUGUGGUUGCUUGCUUUGCGUGUAUUGGUCUCGCGUUUCGACGCUUACAGCCGCCUUCGCUACUCCCGUACGUUGCCGGAAGGGAUAGAGGGGACGUGCACUUCAGCCGAAAGCAGAUAAUCUCUACUGCACGCAUUUGUAGAUUUGUAAGCAGAUAUUCGUUUUCAGGCUCCUGAUUUGUACGCCCGUGUCUUCUUGUGCUUUCGAGGACCGGAACCUCUCUGUGAGCACGGCUGCCCCUGGCACCUUCGCAUCUUCCGCGUGAAUCGUCUUUCUCUUUGCUUUGUUUAUUGAUUGUAGAUGCGCAUAACUGUGUGGGGGCGUCGGUGACUCUAUAGUCCUUUUUUCUUCCCCCCCCCCUCCCCUCCCACCCACCCACCACCACCACACACGCCACAGCACCAUGUACGAGACGGUCGGCUACUACCUGCAGAUGGUGGCGGCGUUUUUGCUCCUUAGCCUCACCCACUACUUCGCCUCUGCUUUCCUGCCGAUGGCGGACUGCGAUGAGACGUUCAACUACAUCGAGCCGGUCCACUACCUCUUGUACGGCUCCGGCAAGCAGACGUGGGAGCUGUGCGAGCGGUACGCGCUGCGGUCGUGGCUCUUCUUGUGGAUCUACGCCUGGCCUGCAGUGCUUCUCCGCGGUGCCGCCAGCCUAUCGAGCGCGGACGUGUUUUACUACCUCCGAAUUUUUAACGGCCGCAUCGCAGCGCUGGCCGAGCUGUUCUUUGUCUACAGUGUGUGGUCCGCCUUCUCCGGCAAAGCGGCGAUGAUCGCGCUGCUGCUGCUGUUGGUGAACUACCCCAUCCCGCACGCCGCGGUCAGCGUGAUGCCGACGAGCUUCGCUAUGAUCUGUAACUUUGUGGCGCUGGGCUGCUGGCUGCGCACGGGGGCGUGGUCCUCGUCACGGGUGCCAGCAGCGUCCAUGCAUGGCAGCGCAAAACGACGCACCCCUCGUUACCUUCGUUGGUCGGUGGGGCUAGCGCUGUUCUUCAGCGUGUGCAGCGGCAUCAUCAGCUGGCCCUUUGCCGGACUCGUGUCGGUUCCCAUCGGCCUCGAUCUCCUCCUUCGCUUUCCGACGCACGCCGCUCUCUCCACUGCCGGCGCGGUCGUCGUCGUGGUCGUGGCGGAUCUGCUGGUGAAUGCGCCGUACUACUGUCGGUGGGUGCUGAGCUCGUGGAACGUGGCCACGUACAACAUCUUUGGCGGCGCCGACCGCGGGCCGGACCUACUCGGUACGGAGCCGUGGUUUUUCUUCUGGAAGAACUUGAUAUUGAACUUUAACUUGAUGUUUGUGACGGCGCUAUGUGCCCCGCUUGUUGUGUUGUGCACCGUCCGCCGAGCUGCGCCGCCGUCGGGCAGCCGCUUUGCUGGCAGUAAAUCUAGGAGCAGUGGGGUACGGAACGGCAACGGUCAUCCGAGGCAGAGGGAGUCACCUCGCAGGUUGUCGUCGAGCGGGGAGGUGCGACCCGCCGCCCUCCUCGCCACAUCACCGGCGUCUUCUCUGACGCGAACCCGAGUGCACCACUCCGCCGUCGCAGAAGCUCCCGCACCGCAGCCCAGCUGCUGGCACGCACCCCUCAACGUCGCGGCUGCGGCCGUUGGUUGUUCGUGUGGCCGGGAGCUUCUCUACAUGGCGCCGUUCUUUCUGUGGUUUACGUUUUGGAUGUGCAUUGAGCACAAGGAGGAGCGCUUCAUGGCGCCCGCCUACCCCUUCAUGGUGCUGGCGGGCACCCGUGCGAUUUGCCUCGCCUUUUUCCCCGACGUGGAAAGGGAGCGUCACGCGUCGACGCCGGCGGCGGUGGUGAGCACGUACCCCGGGAAUGCAACGGCAGUGCCUGUGGCGACCGCGCCUCCGCCUCCCGCACUGCCUCGACGCGACUCCCCCCAUCAGCCGCGUUCCAUCGCCGUCUUGGCGUGGCGCAGAGCCGCGGGCUUUGCUUUUCUCGCCGCUUUCUUUCUCCUCUCCUACUCCCGUGCGAUGGCGGUGUACUCGUACUACAGCGGACCAGAACGCCUCUUUUAUGACUGGUACCCGGUGCUGCGGGCAGCGGCGCGGCAGCGGUGGGAAGAGAAGCAAGCUCUCGCCGCGACAGGGCAAUUCGCCACAACACGUGGCACCACGCCGCAGCAAACCAACGAGCUAAACGCGUACUUCACGCUGUGCCUCGGCCGGGAGUGGUAUCGCUUUCCCUCCUCCUUCUUCGCCGACCACCGCUACGCCCGCUACCAGUUUCUGAGCACGUCGAGCUUUCAUGGGAUGUUGCCUAUGUCUUUCGUCACGGCCGCCGCGGGUGAGGAACGCGGCCUGCUGUGGGCCCCACCCGGUGUGAAUCACGCAGGGACGGCGGAGGAGCAGCGGCACGAGGGAGGCUCCUGCACCUGCGGCGCCGCCCACGUGAGUGACCUGAGUCGAGAGAUUUCGGAGCAGUACGUGCAGGACCCGAUCCACCAGUGCGACGCCGUCUUCGACAGCCUUCCGCCGCCAGCCCACGUGAGUGCAGCCGAACACGCGCAGGAGCGGCGUCAGCUCCACCUCGACACCGUCUUCACCCGCUCGCUGCUCAACACCACUGCGAUGCGCGCGGUGCUGGCGGCGGAGGGAACGUUGUACCGCCACGUAGACGACGCUUACGCGGUGAUAGACGUCGACCGCACCCCGAUGUGGUGUCGGGUACUGUACUACCCUUUCGGCAUCUCGAAGCGGUGCGCGGUGUGGCGCCCGCUCGUGCUGAACGCUAAGCCGUAA